Mesorhabditis belari is the source of this 528-nucleotide messenger RNA. NCBI's taxonomy places the organism in Eukaryota, Metazoa, Nematoda, Chromadorea, Rhabditida, Rhabditidae. The record is from the annotation of a GenBank genome assembly.
AUGAACGAAACGGUCACUGAAGAUCCAUUCUCUUCAACAACUCAAUUCUAUAAUGUGACUCAAUCAAGUCAAAAUGAGACUUCUGAUGAAAAUCAGACAAAAUAUAGUCUCACAAUUCGAGAUGGGGUCAAUUACUUGAUGAAUGGUAUGCCGGAAUACUCGAAUGUUAAUGAUGACUAUAUUCCCUAUGUAGUGACACUUUUGAUUACGAGAAAAUCCUCGGAAGCAAAGAAACGAGCGGAGGGUCGGCUUUCGAUUAUGCUAAUCAUCACCCAUUUGAUCACCGUUUUCCAUCUUGGUUUCGUCGUGCUCGCCAAUCGAGUUCUCCGUAGACUCGCGACGGGAUUCACGUUUUUCAUUCUUCUUGAGUGCAUUCCUGUUCUACUGCAUUUAUUGAUGGGCUUUGUUGUCACUUAUUUCAAUUUGCCGUAUAAAUCAAAGAAAAGCGGUCCGCAAACGACGAUUUCAAUGAUUCCACCUCCAACUCCCGGAAAAACACCUCAAAAGUCGAUUCUUAAAAAGGGAAUU